AUGUCGUCGACGUCAUCUCGGAGAUUACAAGAACUAAUAUCGGCAGGCGCAAAGGACAUCGAAGUCUCCCAUAUCGCAGGUAAUCUUUCGGACGACGCCAAGCGUCGCAGCGUCAGUGCUUUUACCUACUUCGUGAGCACCGCGGACAAAUCAUACGGCGCGAAUGUUGGACAACGAUUGAAGCCCUUGGAGAUGAACGUGUGGAAGGAAGGUUCUGCGGCGGCAUAUGUGGAAACCGUAUUCGAGAUCACGGUUGAUAAAGAUAUGUGCAACGUGUUCGGAACACUACACGGUGCUUGUGCGGCGUAUAUAAUCGACCCAUGUUCGGUGUCUGCCCUCAUUACGCUGGGUCGCACGAUUGGUGUGGAUGGGACUGGUGUAUCUCAGUCAAUGAAUCUCAUUUGGCAUAGAUCUAUUCGGCUAGGCACCAAGUUACGAGUGGUAUCGACAUCGAUGUCCCUCCGCGGACGGCUCUGGGAUGGCGGUAAUCUCAUACAAUUACGAAACAUCAUCUUGGACAUUUGA
Molecule: messenger RNA, 525 nt
Organism: Laccaria bicolor S238N-H82
Lineage: Eukaryota; Fungi; Basidiomycota; Agaricomycetes; Agaricales; Hydnangiaceae
Exons: 6
Coding region: 1-525 (174 amino acids)
Source: RefSeq, a predicted model, not a curated record